AUGGAGUAUGGAACGUCAAAUGAAAUCAAUGCCAUUGCAACACUGGUAUCAAAGGUUUUACCCGUUUUCUUUCCGUCGUUGUCCUAUGAAGAAGAAGGAUGUGAGCUAAUUCAUUACAAAGAUGCUCCCUUUGCUGCUGUGAGUCCAGAUGGCAGUGCCAGACAGACAGAUGAAAUGAAGAGACCACACGGGGAAAAACGUAUGCUAUUGAAAAAAAAGUCCCUUUCCAGAUUAGAAUCUUAUGACAGAAACUCCAACUUUGGCAGAGAUGAAUGUGACACUCGGACAAAGGAGUAUGAUAUGACCUUACCUGCAGUCAGUGGAUAUGUGGACAUUCAUUCUGAAAAGAAAUUGGCUCGUGUGGAUGAAGUGAAAACAAUUAAAGAGAGUCAGUCAGACAAAGAGAGACAGACAAAGAGAGGCAGACAGACAAAGAGAGACAGACAGACAAAGAGAGGCAGGCAGACAAAGAGAGGCAGGCAGACAAAGAGAGACAGACAAAGAGAGGCAGACAUAGAGAGGCAGAAAGACAAAGACAGGCAGACAGACAAAGACCGGCAGAAAGACAAAGACAGACAAAGAUUGGCAGGCAAAGAGAGACAGACAGACAAAGAGAGGCAAAGACAGACAGACAGACAAAGAGAGGUAGACAGACAAAGAGAGACAGACACACAAGAGAGACAGACAGACAAAGAGAGACAGACAUACAGACAAAGAGAGACAGGCACACAAAGAGAGAGAGAGAGACAGACAAAGAGAGACAGACAGACAAAGAGAGGCAGGCAGACAAAGAGAGACAGACAGACAAAGAGAGGCAGGCUGACAAAGAGAGACAGACAGACAAAGAAAGACAGACAAAGAGGGGUAGACAAAGACAGACAGACAGACAAAGAGAGACAGACAGACAAAGAGAGGCAGACAGACAAAGAGAGGCAGGCAGACAAAGAGAGGCAGACAGACAAAGAAAGGCAGGCAGACAAAGAGAGACAAAGAGAGGCAGGCAUACAAAUAGAGACAGGCAGACAAAGAGAGGCAGGCAGACAAAGAGAGGCAGGCAGACAAAGACACAGAGACAAAGAGAGACAGACAGAUAAAGAGAGGCAGGUAGACAAAGAGAGACAGACAGACAAAGAGAGGCAGACAGACAAAGAGAGGUGA
Molecule: messenger RNA, 1158 nt
Organism: Pecten maximus
Lineage: Eukaryota; Metazoa; Mollusca; Bivalvia; Pectinida; Pectinidae
Product: zinc finger CCCH domain-containing protein 13-like
Exons: 5
Coding region: 1-1158 (385 amino acids)
Source: RefSeq, a predicted model, not a curated record